AUGAAUAGUAUAGGUGAAGAGUGUACUGAAUUAAAGAAAAAAUAUGACGACUGUUUCAACUCUUGGUUUUCUGAGCGAUUUCUUAAAGGAGAUCACGACGACUCAGUAUGUGCCGGAAUAUUUAAGAUUUAUCAAGAAUGUGUAAAGAAAGCUAUGAAGCAGCAAAAUAUUGAUUUUAAGGACAUUGAUAAGGAUGUUUUAGGGACUGAAAACGAGUUUAAGGUACCUCCAACUGAGGGCAGUAGUUGA
This is a messenger RNA of Pieris macdunnoughi, 249 nucleotides long. NCBI's taxonomy places the organism in Eukaryota, Metazoa, Arthropoda, Insecta, Lepidoptera, Pieridae. The record is from the annotation of a GenBank genome assembly.